AGCUCAUAGAUCGAAUGCUGAGUCCCAGUCCUGAAGAGAGACCAGACGCCUCAGAGCUGAUCAGAGAGAUGAAAGGUGAUCCCAGUGACUUCAUUUCAGGAUUGUCUGAUAGUUUUGAUGUGAUCGCAAAACUUGGUCAAGGAAGCUAUGGCUGCGUUUAUAAAGUAAAACACAUAUAUGAUGACAAGAUCUACGCUGUAAAGAGAGUUAUCUUAAACGGGAACGCUGAUUCUGAGGUGAAGGCACUGGCCCGACUAGAUCACCCAAACAUAGUACGGUACAUCACAUGCUGGCCAGGUUCUGACAACUGGACGUCAAACCAAGAAACAAACCAAGUGUCCAAUACACCAGGUUCUUCAUCGGAUGUAGGGAUCUUUGAGAGAUACAGCUGUGAAGAGAGGGAUGAUGAUGAUGAUGAUGAUGAGAAGGGAUGA
Messenger RNA from Sinocyclocheilus grahami, 434 nucleotides. RefSeq names its product eukaryotic translation initiation factor 2-alpha kinase 1-like. The coding region runs from base 15 to 434 and encodes 139 amino acids. Gene Ontology annotation, molecular function: eukaryotic translation initiation factor 2alpha kinase activity; ATP binding. Gene Ontology annotation, cellular component: cytoplasm; nucleus. Gene Ontology annotation, biological process: eiF2alpha phosphorylation in response to endoplasmic reticulum stress. The transcript has 4 exons. NCBI's taxonomy places the organism in Eukaryota, Metazoa, Chordata, Actinopteri, Cypriniformes, Cyprinidae. The record is from RefSeq and is a predicted model, not a curated record.